AUGACUAACACCAGUGAUCGGAUGGAUUUGGCUUUUGUGCUUCAAACAGGUGAGUGGAUUUCUAUGACCAGCUCCAAUCUUGCUGAUAGCAAUAGGCUUUUGGAGACCAUAAAAUCAUUUGUCCACUUUGGAGCUUUCAUUGUCACUGGUCUCUUUACCUGCCUCAUCAUAGCAACAGUGCGGAACAACCAGCAGCUGCAUCAGAACCCUCGCUACAUCCUAUUGUGUCAGCACUGCAUCUGUGUGACCGGCUUCAACAUUAUGGGCGCAGUUGUACACGCUCUUCGCAGCCUACGUUGGCCAGUCUCUCGAAUCACCUGUUGGAUCCUCUUCGACCUGCAGGUGGUGAUGGCACGAGGUUUGAUGAUCACCCUCACACUGAUGUCCAUCAGCACUUGUCUGUCCAUUUGCAUGCCACUCCGCUACCCCAUUCUGGUCCAACGCUUCUACCGCUGGUGCAUCGCCAGCGCUUUAGUAUUGCUGUUAUUGCUGGUGCUGCUUAUUAUCAUAAGCUACGUGGCGAUUUACCUGGAAGGCAGACGUGCUGGCCAUUUCACACGAUCCAACAGUAAAGGCCGCCGCACCAUUCUCAUCCACAGCCUGCAGAUGAGCCUGCACAUUCUUCCCUCUCUCAUCAUCAUUUCCCGGCAUCAGGAGGCGCUCCCCAUAGCAGUGUCGAUUUUUAUCCUCUUCAGUUUUGCACAGUCCCUGAGCCCUGUGGUGUUUGGCCUGCGCUGCAAAGAGCUCUACAAGGAUAUGCCACAAUUUCUGCCUUGCUUCUGGGGAAACUGUGGCAGCUGUGGUCACAUUGGGAGCAUAGAGAGCACCAGCACUGGGACAAUAACCAGUGCGGAGACCGCAGCCAGUAUAGAGACUAACGCCUCCACCUGUAUGGCCACCAGCACCCCAUCUGCCAUAACCACAGAGCAUGAGGGCGAGAAUAAGUUAGAAACAAGUGGGAUGAGAUGGACAACAGUGUAUCAACAGUGUUAA
This is a messenger RNA of Sinocyclocheilus grahami, 993 nucleotides long. RefSeq lists its product as uncharacterized. The record is from RefSeq and is a predicted model, not a curated record. The transcript is spliced from 4 exons. NCBI's taxonomy places the organism in Eukaryota, Metazoa, Chordata, Actinopteri, Cypriniformes, Cyprinidae. Gene Ontology annotation, biological process: detection of chemical stimulus involved in sensory perception of smell. Bases 1 to 993 code for a protein of 330 amino acids. Gene Ontology annotation, molecular function: odorant binding; olfactory receptor activity. Gene Ontology annotation, cellular component: membrane.